UUUAAGGAAAUUAGUGAAUAGGGUUUAUAAUUAAUGAUAAUUUUGAAAGGCAAGGUGGUAUUUGGAGAGAAGGUCACUGAGAAGAAGGAACAGAAGGGAUGUAAUGAGAAGAAGGAAAGAAGAGAUGGAAAGGAAGAGCAGAAGGAGACCCUUCCAAUCCUCCCAAGCCUAAACUCAUCAAGCCUCCUCCUUAACAAACAGCUAUCCUUCCAACACCUCUCAACUUCAAAGCAAGAAGAGUGGAAAAUUAAGCGGCAAGAAUUCGGAAAUGAAUUCAUCCCUUUUGAGGUCUUAAAGAUGGCAGAGAUGAAAGACCAUUUAUGAAGAAAGUGGGAAAGACAAGGGAGAGUUAACCCUGAUGGAUCUGUGGAGAAGAAAAAGGGUAGGAAAAGAACAAAUAUGCUAAAGUUUACUAAUUUAUAUGAACUUAUUCAUGAGCAUGUUAUUCCUCGGUGGAAGUAAAUAUUUAUCAAAGAAGUCUAUUAAAACUAAUAAAAACAGCGAUGAACUACCUAGGAGCGAUAUUUUAUGGAAAAAAAUAAUAAGAGAUGCAAGAGAAUUUUAUAGGAUACUCUUCAGGAUGAGAUUUCAUUACCUUGAUCAUAAAGAUGAAAAAUCCAUUGAGAAAUGCAUCAGUAUAUUUUUCGAAGAGCUUGGAAUUCCUAUAGAGCCUCACUAUUUCGAAGAUCCCUCAUUAUACAUUUUCUUACAUCAGACUAAAAGAAAGACUGAGAGUCGUCUCUUCUCUGACUCAGACAACGAAGUUUGGUUGUCUCCAUUCAAAGUGAUCGAAAAAUUCAACAGCCACUAUAAAAAGUUCUUCCUGAGCGACAAACUCUGCUCCAGACUUCUCUAUUUCGUCUACAUAAACUACAUCACAGACUACACCAAGCUCACCAACCUAAAAUACCAGACAACUCUAGUCACAACGAUCUGCUUGGUCCUCAGAUGCUACACUCGGAUGUCCAAGUUCAGCCAGCUCUCUCGAGUAAACUUAAUCACAAUCUAA
Molecule: messenger RNA, 1009 nt
Organism: Moneuplotes crassus
Lineage: Eukaryota; Ciliophora; Spirotrichea; Euplotida; Euplotidae
Source: the annotation of a GenBank genome assembly